CUCAGCCAGGCACUUGGCUUCUUCCCCCCGGGGCCACCCAGUCUCCAGGCUCUGCAGGCCCGUGGGUGGGUCCCAGGCUGGGGACCUGUGCUGUGGUGUGACAGUAGUGCUGUGUGGCUGUGCCCUCGGCACUGGGCCUGUAUGAACACACCCUCUGGACAAUCUAUGGAUCCUGCACCCCAAGGAGUGUGACUGUACCCCAGCAGACCUGCUGUAUCCUCACAGAGUACCUGCACCCUGGCCCGAUGCCUACGGUGUGAGAGCACUUCAUCAGAGUGCUGGUACCCUGGUCUGGCCUCUGUGUGCCUGUGGCCUGGCAGUGCCCCCAGGUAGCUGUUCAGCAGCACGGUGCCUACGUCCUGACAAUCCUCCAGCAUGCCUGCCUGCCUGUGGAACACCAACUCCUGGCCCAGGGCCUGCAGGCGCCUCCGAGUGCUCUUGUCCCUGACCCUGUGAAGAAGGAAGCAGCCCCAGCUGUCAGCAGUGCACUUCAGCCGUGAUAGGCCGUGACACGGGGAAGUGAUGCCUGUACAGACAGCCCAGGGGACAAACCCUCAGCCUGGAGCACGCCCUUCCUGAGCUCCGCCCGUUCUCUUGGCCAGUUCCUCGCUCUCAGACGGAGCUGGCUGGUGUCUCCUGAGGGCGUUGGUGCUGGGAGCCAUCACCAAACAUCACCCUUGUGGUGAAGUGCGGGCUUCCAGGCAGCCUGGCUCGUCUCUGGGCUUUUUUCCCUUGUCACCCUCCCACAGCAGGCAGAAGACAGCCACGGGAGCCAGGUCUGUGGUAGUGGUGGCCUCGGUGGCCUGCCCUGCCCACUUUUUGUGGCUGUUCUGGGUCCAGCUGUGCAGUUGAUGUUUGCUGGGCAUUGCACCAGUCCCUGGGAGUGUCCGUGUCAGGCGGAACCCACUGCCUCACUGCCAGCACCUGGAGGGUAAAAGGGCCCACCUGGAUGCUCCUCCUCUGCUGGGUGAAGGAGACGUGGAAAGCCCAGUGCUGGGGCUGUGGGGAGCACUCAGAGCGGUGCCUGCGGGGGUUUGUCAGCUCCCGCUCACCUGGACAUGGCUGGGCAGAGAGGGGGGCUGGCCCUGCCCGGGCCCCUGCUGCUGCUGCUGCUGCUGCUGAGCCUCACCUGCCUCGCCGUGCUGCACCUGGCUCUGGAGACCACUGCCAUGGGUGUGACAGCAACUGUGUCCCCAGCUCUCCCUACCUCCUCGACCCCUAUGGAGAGCUCAGCACUGCUGCCUACCACUGACACCACCACCACAGCCACCCUCCUUUCCUCCAGCCCUGAAACAGAAGCCUCCACCUCAGAGGAGUCCAGCACGUCCACAGAGACUGGCAACUCCUCGCCUCCCACUGUACCUUCUCCCACCACAACUACAGAAGAUUCAGCCGAGUCCUUGGCAACCCUGGCAGAUACCACAGCCAGCCCUUUUAUCAGCACAUCAGACCCCAUGAGCACUCCCUCUUCAAGCUACCCAGACAGGACCACCCCUGAAAUCUUCCCCUCAACUGUGGAGUUGACUCCAGGCACUGAACCCACUUCCCCUGCCACCAGCUCAGCCCAGACCUCAGAGGCUCCUACCCUCAGCACACCUACAGACCUGUCAACGCUGCCACCAGUCUGCCCCUCUGGCUCGUCCAACACCAGUGCAUCUCACCUCUUUCUGUCUCUGCGGCUAACCACCCCUCUGGACCUGGGGAACACCACGGUGCAGGAGCUGGUGUUGUCCAAGCUCCGUGAAGACCUGCAGACAGCAUUCCCGUGUGCUGGCCUGGCACUGGCCUGGCGAGGGAAGAGGAGGACUUGACCACUGCCCCUCGCCCGGCCUGCUCCUGCCUGGAUUGCUGGGACCCCUGCUCCCAGCCCCUCACUCCAUGGUGGUACAGGCCCCUGGGGAACCCCAUACAGCUCCUCCUGGACCUGGAGCCUCCUGUUCUUCACUCUGUACCCCGAGAGGACCCCCAGUGCCCUUCCUGCCCCAUCCCACAGCCUGUCUGAAGAGCCUGAGCCCUCCCACCACCCUGCUUCAGACCUGAUUCCUGUGGUGGGACCCCCUCCAGGUCUGCUGGGGGGCUGGGAGAAGGGAACCCCACGGGACUGGGCUCUUACAUCUGGGAGUGAGCUGGCUCAGCCAUCAAAGCCACCCCAGGGACAGAGGAAUGAGAGGAAGGAGACCUGAAACCCCCAGUACUGCUGUGCCCAAGGCUCACCUGUGAUACUGCUGAGAGAGGAGAACACCCAUGCUGGGCAGUAAAUAGAAAUUCCAUGUUUUUCUGUGUUGAA
Parus major (Great Tit) is the source of this 2287-nucleotide messenger RNA. Its product is annotated as flocculation protein FLO11-like. The transcript is spliced from 5 exons. Bases 1059 to 1811 code for a protein of 250 amino acids. Lineage: Eukaryota; Metazoa; Chordata; Aves; Passeriformes; Paridae. The record is from RefSeq and is a predicted model, not a curated record.